UUACAAGCAUGGAAGGCAAAGGCUGCAGCUCCAAGGGGAUGGAGACAGAUUUCCCUGUUCAGAGUGUUCUGGUGACAGGAUCCAAUUCGGGAAUUGGCCUGGGUCUGGUGAAGCAGUUUCUGAGGCUGCCAACUCCACCUCAGUGGGUCUUUGCUACUACCAUAGACAUGGAUGGAUCAAAAAGCAAGGAAAUAAAGGAGUUGGCAUGCCAGCAUCAGAAUCUGGUGGUGCUGCAGCUGGAUGUCACUGACCUCCAGAGCAUCAAGGCAGCUGUGGAACAAGUGCAAAAGUGUGUUGGAGAAUGUGGUUUGAACCUCCUGAUGAACAAUGCUGGUGUUAUUUCUGGAUACGACCUGGAGAAGGAAAAUGCAAAGAGCAUGGCAGAUGUAUAUGCCGUCAAUACUAUUGGGCCACUUGAGGUGAGCCAGGCAUUUCUGCCCCUGCUGAAGAUGGCAGCUCAGAGAUAUCCCCAGGAAGGGCUGAGCUGCUGCAAGGCAGCCAUUAUAAAUACAUCCAGUGCUGCAGGCUCCUUAGAACUUAUGCUGGCAUGGGAAAGAAAGAUGGCUGUUGCUUAUCGCUGCAGUAAGGCUGCUUUAAACAUGCUCACCAAAUGCCAGUCACUCACAUAUCCAGCUUACGGGAUUCUGUGUGUUUGCAUCCAUCCUGGCUGGGUAAAAACUCAAGGCGUGCACAAGGCGGACCUGACUGUGGAAGAGAGUACACAAGGAAUAAUUAAUGUUCUCUCCACACUUUCUGAGGUGGAUAACGGUACCUUUGUGGACUGGAAAGGAUGCAGAGUACCCUGGUGAGGGAUUUGUUUCACGAUGCCAGGGGUUUUACCACUCUAGCAUUCUGCCUAGAGAGCAUCCAAUAAACCAUCUGGGA
Lacerta agilis (Sand lizard) is the source of this 885-nucleotide messenger RNA. Its product is annotated as C-factor-like. The transcript has 6 exons. The coding region runs from base 9 to 809 and encodes 266 amino acids. The record is from RefSeq and is a predicted model, not a curated record. NCBI's taxonomy places the organism in Eukaryota, Metazoa, Chordata, Lepidosauria, Squamata, Lacertidae.